GCCCUUUGCCCGCGGAGCAGGAAGCCGCUGCCGGCGCACGGCGGGCGGGAGCGGGCGGCUGCAGGUUUCUGCUGUCAUGCCUGGAGUGACUGUGUGGAGAGUGCGUAGCCACCGAGAGCACUGCAGGAGCAUGAGAAGCUGAAAGUACGGAGAUCUGCACCAGGAUGAGUCCCAUAACCUCCACAGCUUGGUACAGCCAUGGGAGGAAUGUAGAGCUGAGUGGUCACAAGGGAAAAUAAGUAGGCAAGGAUUCCUGGUUGCUGAACCUGAUGUAACUGCACAGAUGGACCAAGGAGAAGAACAACAUCAUGAGGCCUCAAAGGAGACACACAUGGAUGAUGAGCUAGGUCCCCUUCCAAAUCACCUUGCAAGCACAGAUCUGCAGGAUAUGUUGGCAGCAGGAUCCAGAGGAGGAGAGGAACAGUUGGGGAACAACCAUGGAAGUCAGCAAGAUUCCUCAAGGGCUCAGCAAGGUGGCUGUGAGGAAGAAGGGGUGACUAAGCCGCCUUGUUCUAAUAUCAUCCUGGUAAAAAGACAGGACAGAAGGACAUCAGCAGCCUCACAGCGCACUGCUUGUGCAGGGAGACCCACCAUCUGCUCUGAGUGUGGAAAGGGCUUCAGUCGGAGCAUCCAUCUCACCCAGCACCAGCGAAUGCACACUGGGGAGCGCCCCUUCCUAUGUGGAGAUUGUGGCAAGGGCUUCAGCCAGAGUUCCCAUCUCAUCCAGCACCAGCGGGUCCACACAGGCCAGAAACCCUACACCUGUGUUGAGUGUGGGAAGAGCUUCAGCCAGAGCUCUAACCUCCUCAAGCACCAGCGCAUCCACACCGGGCUCAAGCCCUACAUGUGCAGUGAGUGUGGCAAGAUCUUCAGUGACAGCUCCACCUGCAUCAAGCACCAGCGAAUGCACACAGGCGAGCGGCCCUACAAGUGCCCAGCCUGUGGGAAAAGCUUCAGCCAACACUCCCACCUCCUUCAGCACCAGCGAACCCAUGAUGGCAUCCGGCCUUAUGCCUGUGGGCAGUGUGGCAAACAUUUUGGGCAGAGCUCUGACCUCCUUAACCACACUCGUACCCACACUGGUGAGAAGCCUUACAAAUGCAGCCAGUGUGGCCAGGGCUUCAGUGGCAACUCCAACCUCAUCAAGCAUAUCCGUAUCCACACUGGGGAGCAGCCGUACCACUGCACCCAGUGUGGGGAGAGUUUUCGUUUCCAGCCCCAGCUGGUGCGCCACCAGAAGCACCACAUGGACUAGCUGGUGGAGUGGAGAAGGCUUUGUGGACCAUAGGCAGCUACCUCGUGUUGGGAAGAUGCACAACUGCUCCCUGGACACCUCAUAUGGGACAUGAGUUUUGCGGAAGGGAGCCCUCAGAGCCUUGUCCUGUUGUGUUCUGGGUAACUCUGAGCACUGUCUGGGCAGUUGAGCAGAGGGAGUCUGCUGCAAAACAAGCUAUGUUCACUGUGAUGCAGUGGUUGUUCUGAGCCCCUCUUUCGGGGAUAGGAAGAGGAAAGGUGCUUAUAUGGUACAGUAUAUUCAAGGCCAGAGAAGAGAACAUAGGACCGGUGUCUUUCUCUGUUAUUUCUACCAGGGAAUGGUUU
Molecule: messenger RNA, 1599 nt
Organism: Melopsittacus undulatus (budgerigar)
Lineage: Eukaryota; Metazoa; Chordata; Aves; Psittaciformes; Psittaculidae
Product: zinc finger protein 70-like
Exons: 4
Coding region: 284-1255 (323 amino acids)
Biological process (GO): regulation of transcription by RNA polymerase II
Cellular component (GO): transcription regulator complex; chromatin; PcG protein complex
Molecular function (GO): RNA polymerase II cis-regulatory region sequence-specific DNA binding; DNA-binding transcription factor activity, RNA polymerase II-specific
Source: RefSeq, a predicted model, not a curated record